AUGCGGUCGUCUAUUGCUUGCGUCCGCUGUCGGCGGUCCAAGGUAAAGUGUGUCAAUGUUGGGCCGAACACAACUUGCCGCGCCUGUGAGGCCAGCAAUAGAGAAUGCACGUAUCCGGCUCCUGUCACUAGUGGCACACCUAGGGCCGCGUCCGGUGCGACUCCCUCAAGGCCAAACACCAGCGGCUCGGGUGCGAACAAGGACCUUGCGCCAAAUGUUGGUAGUGCCUCGUCACAUCACGGACAUACGGGUGGAGAUAGACCAGAGGCCACGAAGAAAGCGAAGCCCAAGAAAGCAGCUCCCUCUGGGGGCGCUGCAGCUAGCGCAGCGAAUUACACAGGGCCAAAAGCAUGGAAAGAAGCGCUUGGUUCCCCUGUCUUGAACCAGGCCCUUUUGACCCAAGUUUUCGAGGCGUUUCAACUGCAUCACUCGCCUACACUUCCGUUCCUUCAUCCUCCCACCUUUCUCUCGCGGUUGCGUCUACCAAAUUCAACACCCGCAAACACUGGACCCAGCUCUACAUCACCUCCGGCACCUGAUAGAGGUCAUUCUCCAUUGUUGAUGCUGGGUCUUCUUUGCCUUGCUUCACGUCAUGUAUCCGCCCUCUCACAGCACUUCGCGCCGGCACUGCCCACUCCGGCAGCUGUUUCAGAUUUUUACGCAUCGGCGCUCAAAUAUCGCUUGCAGAACGAUGAGGAUGUCGGCCACGGUGAACUUGGCGCAACUUUCGCCACUCCCUCUUUGGAGAAGGUACAAGCUAUUUCCAUGCUAGUUGUGCACGAGUGGGGGAUGUGCCGUGGGGCGGAAGCUUAUGUUUGGCUUGGUGUGGCUAUUCGGAUGGCUAUGGCAUUGGGGCUGAGUUGGGAUGACGCUCCAGAGCCAGGCUAUCCGAUUUCAGAGCCUGCUCUUUCUCCUGGAAAUGGCGAUAGAAAUGAAGGUAGCCCUAAUUCCAAGAGAAGGAGACUGGAAGGUGGGAAGUCUACAGGUGCCAAGGUCACCGGGAAAGAGUUUACGGAUAAGGAAGUUAGAAGGAGGACGUUUUGGGCUUUGUUCAUGUUGGACCGUUCGUUGGGUUCUGGUAGGUUUAGGCCGAGCGUGAUCCAGCUUGCGGAUGCUGCGAGGGUCCAAUUGCCUUGCGAAGAGAGAGGAUUCCUGUUUGGGGAGGGUGUACGAACUGGGUUUUUGACUGUCGAUGGCCUGGAUGAAAGGGGCGACGAUAGGAACGGUGAUAGCAUUGGAGGGCGAUGGGAGGUUGGAGAUGAUGAAGGAAUCCUCGCAAAAGUAGUUCGCAUUACAGAGAUCUGGGGGAGAGUGCAGUCAUGGGCUUGCGCGGCUGGAGGUAGGAGAAGCGAAAAAUACCCACCUUGGUCUCCUAGGUCGAAUUUUUACAAGCUACAGCAUAUGCUGGACGACUUCCACUCUUCGCUCCCCGAGCACCUUCAUUUCUCACCCCAAACACUCUCUGCGCACAUGUCUUCGCGCACCUCAAGCGCGUAUGCCGUUAUGCAUAUAACUCAUUUUUUAUGUCAGGUUGUGAUGCAUAGGGAGUACAUCCCAUUCUUGCCUCUUCGCCUCACUAGACCCCAAGGCCCGCUCGACCCGCCCUUGUUUCCAGCUGACGAUCCUGAAACCGAUAGGGAAGGGUUGGAGCCUGGCAUGACAAUAGCUAUGUGGUGGGAAGAGUCUGCUAAGGAAGUAUUCAGAUGUGCUAGAGGGAUAAUGCAGAUUGUCAAUGGGUUGGAGGAAUGGAACAGCUCUGUCGAGACGCCUGCCAUCGGGUUUGCUGUCUACAUGGUUGGGGUUUGUGGUGUCUAUGCUUGGUCUUUCCCUUGGAUGGAUCAGAAGGGGUAUAUCACUGGGUCCAUUCCCGAUCCCGCUAGCAAGUCGCCUAGUCAUUCUGGGGACGACGAGGAUGAGAAUAUGGAGAGCGGUCGCGGGGCAAGGGAACCGGAAGGUUCCGGAGCAGAAGCUAGGAAGGCAAUUGAAUUGAUCACUAAGAUGAGGGAGAGAUGGAAGAUGGCUGAAGAGUGGUAUUUGACUUUGGGGAGACUGCGAAACUAUUUCAAGACAAUUCGGGAUGAAUACGUUCGCCUUCAUCGCCCUGGGAGCGACACCGAGGGAGCCGCUGGUCCAGUCGCUGGAGAAUCGGCGGAAGCUGCUGUUGCCAGAAAGUUGAAGCAGGGUCUCGGAGGUGGAUUUGAGGAAUAUCGCCGAUUUGAAAAGCUAUUCCAUGAUUUUAGUGGAAUGGAUGAAGGCGAACUUGCCACUAACGCUCGUGCUGGGAUAUCGCCUGACGUCAAACCCGGGAGUCGGGCCAACGCUUCGGAGGCGGGAGCUGACCAUCCCACCACUGCUGAGAUCAAAAAGGAGGUCAAACGUGAGGGAGAUGUCGAUGCUCUCCUUCUUGCUGUCACUGAAGGUGCCUCGGCCGAAGCUACUGGCGGUGGUGGGGGAGAUAGAUGGAUGGCCAUCAAUACACCCCGUCAAACCCAACAACAGCAGGCGCAGGUGGCCCCUCAACCGCAAGCGCCCGCGCAAGGUCAGGCGGAUGGUGGCUUUCUUGCAUCUUUGGCAACUUUUGCAGCAGGUCAAGAACCGAUGCCUCAGAAUAACACCAGCCCGAGCCCGGCUGCUGCACAUCUCAAGUCACAAGAACCUUCCACUAUGGCUCCGCCUCCGGUGGGUGCGGUGUCGGGCCCUAGCCAAGGGCAGACACAAGCGGCUUCCUUGGGUGGUGGCGAUGUUUCCCCCCCCGCGGUGCGCAGCACCAUCCAGAAACAACUAUCUCCACCACCAAAGCCGACGCUAGACCAACCAAAGCCGAACCCGGAACUAGUGAAGAAGCUUACUGAACACGAACAGCUCCAACGUGAGGUUGACAAGGGCGAUAAAUGCGGAGGGACUGAAGACGUCGCGGUGUUUGUCAAUGGUCGCGGUAUCACAGAAUGGACACCGGGAGAUAGCUGGUUGGGUGGUGAUGGGAUGUGGGAGAAGUAG
Molecule: messenger RNA, 2997 nt
Organism: Tuber melanosporum (Perigord truffle)
Lineage: Eukaryota; Fungi; Ascomycota; Pezizomycetes; Pezizales; Tuberaceae
Exons: 4
Coding region: 1-2997 (998 amino acids)
Biological process (GO): DNA-templated transcription; regulation of DNA-templated transcription
Cellular component (GO): nucleus
Molecular function (GO): zinc ion binding; DNA binding; DNA-binding transcription factor activity, RNA polymerase II-specific
Source: RefSeq, a predicted model, not a curated record